Aspergillus ruber CBS 135680 is the source of this 372-nucleotide messenger RNA. Its product is annotated as Trm112p-domain-containing protein. The transcript is spliced from 2 exons. NCBI's taxonomy places the organism in Eukaryota, Fungi, Ascomycota, Eurotiomycetes, Eurotiales, Aspergillaceae. Gene Ontology annotation, biological process: tRNA methylation; peptidyl-glutamine methylation; rRNA (guanine-N7)-methylation. Gene Ontology annotation, molecular function: protein heterodimerization activity. The record is from RefSeq and is a predicted model, not a curated record. The coding region runs from base 1 to 372 and encodes 123 amino acids.
AUGAAAGUAGUAACUUCCAAUUUUAUAACAUGUGCUGUCAAAGACUGCAAAUCCUUUCCACUUCAUUUUCGUGAUGCCAAACUUGAACUUCAGGAGCUGGAUUUUCAGGCUGAAUUCAUACAGAAUAUCAUUCCUCGGCUUGAUUGGGACAAGCUGCAGAUAACUGCUAAUGAACUUGGUUUCUCUAAUAUCUCAGACACCAAACCUAAUGAUGAUGCUUUAAACAAUGAGCAGAUUCUGAGAGACCUGCACAAACUACUCUUAGAGGUUCAGAUCAUGGAAGGGAAAUUAAUAUGUGGGGAUUGUGGCCAUGAGUACAUGAUUAAAGAGGGAAUUGCAAACUUUCUUCUACCUAGCCAUUUAGGUUUGUGA